GCCUGCGCGCGCAGCUCGGCCGCGGGCCGCAGCCAUGGAAACGCCGGGCUGCCCGGUGUGGCAGCUGCGGUGCCUCGGUGUCGGCGUGAGGACCGCCGUGGGCCCCGUGGGCUUCUCGGCGGCAUCCCGGAGCCCAGCCUGCCUGCAGGGAUGCCGUGCCCGGGACCCCUGAGUGUCGCCUCUACCCUCGGGUGACUCGAGCAUCUGCUGCGUUUAGAACAGGAUGCGUCUUUGGGCGUGACCCGGAGCGGGCAGGAUGAGUCUGGACGUGCCGCUGCUCAACGACUACAAGAAGGACUUCUUCCUGAAGCGCUUCCCGCAGACCGUGCUCGGAGGGCCUCGGCUGCAUCUUGGCUACUGUGCCCCUCCCUACAUAUACGUCAACCAGAUCGUCCUGUUUCUGAUGCCAUGGGUCUUGGGUGGAAUAGGCACAGUUCUGUACCAGCUAGGCAUCCUGAGAGACUAUCACACGGCCGCCCUUUCGGGCGGGCUGAUGCUGGCCACUGCGGCCGCCAUCCAGCUCACGAGUUUGUACGCCCGAAACAAAUCAGUGACGGUGCGGAAAGUGCGAGCCGCGGGCAUCACAGCAGAGGAGGACGAGUAUGAAUUUACAAGCUGUGCUGGUGCAGAGACUGUCAAAUUUCUCAUUCCAGGCAAAAAAUAUCUAGCCAAUACAGUUUUUCAUUCUGUGCUUGCUGGGUUGGUGUGUGGUCUGGGAACGUGGUACCUGCUCCCCAACAGGAUGACCCUGCUGUACGGCAGUCCUGGAGGCGCUGUGGUGCUGUUCAUCUUGGGGUGGCUGACGUUGUGUAUAGGAGAAUAUUCGCUCAUUGUAAACACAGCCACUGAGACCGCGACCUUCCAGGCCCAGGACACUUACGAAAUCACUCCACUCACGAGGCCUCUUUACAUCUUCUUCUUUGUUUCUGUGGAUCUUGCACACAGGUUCAUGGUAAAUGUAUCAGCUCUUGAGCAAAUAAAUCAGAUUUUACACAUCCUGUUUGUAUUUUUGCCCUUCCUGUGGGCGCUUGGAACUCUGCCCCCACCUGAUGCACUUCUCUUCUGGACAAUGGAGCAGGUUUUACAGUUUGGCCUUGGAGGUUCAUCCAUGUCAACCCGCCUGAGGUUGUUAGUGAUGUUCGUGGUCUCUGCCGGGACGGCCGUCACAUCGUACUUCAUCCCCAGCUCGCUCGGUGUGGCGCUUUUCCUCACUGGACUUGGAUUCUUACUGAGUCUUAACCUAGGCAGCAUAGGCUUUGUCCUCAUACACAGUGCGAACAGACACCACGUUGAAGCCAAACCUCAGACUUUGCCCCGUAGUUUCAAGAAACACAUGCUGUGGAAAGAAUGCCUGUUCUAUGUUGUUAUGUUAGCUUUGGCCCUCUUAGAAACUGGCAUAUUGCACCACUUUGUUAGGUUCUCACAGACUGCUAAAGGCAGGUCUCAGACUAUUGUUGGCUACGUUUUGAUGGUAUUACUUGUAAUCCUGUGGAUACUUAGAGAGAUUCAGGGUGUUUAUAUCUUUGGAAUUUUCCGAAACCCUUUCUAUCCGAAGGAUGCGCAAACAGUGUCUGCGUUCUUAGAGAAGCAGACGAAGCUGAUGACAGUCGGUGCUGUCCGACGGAUUCUGCUGACCCUAGUGUCACCUUUUGCUGUGGUGGCAUUUCUCUCGCUGGACAGCUCGCUACAGGGGCUCCACUCUGUCUCUGUCUCCAUUGGGUUCACAAGAGCUUUUAGGAUGGUGUGGCAGAAUACAGAGAAUGCUUUGCUGGAAACCGUCGCCGUGUCUGCUGUCCCCUUGUUCAUCUCCACUGCAGAUUCGUGGUGGGACACCAGGCUGAAUACUGGAAUCAGACUCUUAUUGGUCGGUAUUCUGCGGGAUCGUCUGAUUCAGUUCGUGUCAAAGUUGCAGUUUGCUGUGACCGUACUCGUGACGUCGUGGACAGAAAAAAAGCAGCGUCGAAAAACCACCACUGCUCUGUGUGUGCUCAACGUGGUCUUCUCCCCAUUGGUGCUGCUUUUCAUUGUGUUCUCUUCGCUGCUCUCCUCCCCCUUACUGCCGCUCUUCACGCUGCCCGUGUUCCUGGUGGGCUUCCCCCGGCCUGUCCAGAGCUGGCCCGGGGCAGUGGGCAACACCGCCUGCGUGUGCGCCGACACGGUGUUCUACCACCAGAUGGUCCCCAGGCUGAGUGCCGCGCUGCAGACGGCCAUGGCCGCCGGGAGCCUAGGUAUUCUCGUACCUGGAUCUCAUUACUUGGGCCGUUUUCAGGACCGCUUAAUAUGGAUAAUGAUUCUGGAAUGUGGUUAUACGUACUGCUGUAUUAACAUUAAGGGGUUAGAAUUGCAAGAAACAUCAUGUCAUACCGCGGAAGCUCAAAGAGUUGAUGAAGUAUUUGAAGAUGCGUUCGAGAAAAGUUACAGAAAUGUGUGUUCCCUUAAUGAACAUUUUGCAAACAUCUUGACACCCUGUACCGUUUUGCCUGUAAAACUAUAUUCUGAUGCCAGGAGUGUCCUCUCUGGCAUAAUAGAUUGUCAUGAAAAUGUGAAAGAAUUUAAAGGUGACCUGGUUAAGGUGCUUGUGUGGGUACUUGUUCAGUACUGCUCGAAAAGGCCCAGACGGAAGGAGAGUGUUCACCAGACGGGAGAGGAGGGGCAGGCACCUCCAGUGCCCCUGGCCGCCGACGCUUCCCCGUGCCCCAGAUCCUCGGAAGACACGAGUAGUUUAAAAUCAGGAACUUCAGCUGACUGGUCUAGUGAUGAUAUUUUUGAUGAUGAGCCCGCUAUCGAAAAAGGAAAAGUGGGAAAGGAUCAAUCGAAAGCCUUGCCAGAUGCAAAGUUGCCAAUUCCAGGAUCGAUAGAAUCCAGGAGGGUCAGUGACGGUGCGGUUGGCUCGCUCGCCGAAGACCGCCUCUUCCAAGCAGUUAUGUUUGCAUACCCUGCUGUUGACAAAGGAAAACAGGAAGACUUGGCAUGCAUCCCUCUCGUGGAGUUCACCUGUGCACACUCGCACCUGCUGAGCCUGCCUGCGGAGUGGAGGUCCAGCCAUAUGCCUCAUUCCAGACUGAAGGAGAUGCGCUCAUUAUUUCCGGAAGAUUGGUACCAAUUUGUUUUAAAGCAGUUAGAAUGCUUCCAUUCAGAAGAAAAGGCCUCCGAUAUAUUGGAAGAAAUUGUAAAGGAUAGAGUGUUACAAGACUUUUAUGUGCAGAUAGUAAUGACUUGUUACUAUACUUUCUUUGAAAUUGACAGCGUGAUUCCGAGUCCUGGGUAUCUAAUGAGAGUUUACAGUGAUGCUCUGCCUUGGUCGGUUGCCUUGAAUUGGCUCAGAGAAAGACCAGAACUGCACCAGCUGGCAGUGAAAGCCUUCAGAUAUACUUUGAAGCUAAUGAUUGAUAAAGCAAGUUUAGGUCCAAUACAAGACUUUAAAGAAUUAAUUAACUACCUUAAAGAAUAUGAAAGUGACUGGUACAUUGGUUUGGUGUCUGAAGAAAAGUGGAGAGGAGCAAUUUUGCAGGAAAAGCCAUACCUGUUUUCUCUGGGCUAUGACCCCAAUAUGGGAGUUUAUACUGGGAGAGUGCUCACCCUUCAGGAGUUGCUGUUCCAAGUCGGCAAGUUGAAUGCUGAAGCUGUGAGAGGUCAGUGGGCCAAUCUUUCAUGGGAACUGCUUUAUGCUACAAAUGAUGACGAGGAACGUUACAGCAUACAAGCUCACCCGCUUCUCCUGAGAAACCUCACAGUACAAGCAGCAGAUCCUCCACUGGGGUAUCCCAUUUAUUCUUCAAAACCUCUGCAUAUAAGACUGCAUUAGAGCUUACUUCUAAAGUCAUGCAAGAGAAGUGUGUAUUUUUUCAUCCUGGAAAGUUCCCAUGUAAUGAUUGAAACUGCAGUGGGUUGUUCCCAACCCGCCUCAGAUGCUGAGA
This is a messenger RNA of Ochotona princeps (American pika), 3917 nucleotides long. RefSeq names its product pecanex 4 (gene PCNX4). The record is from RefSeq and is a predicted model, not a curated record. Gene Ontology annotation, cellular component: membrane. The transcript is spliced from 11 exons. The coding region runs from base 257 to 3805 and encodes 1182 amino acids. NCBI's taxonomy places the organism in Eukaryota, Metazoa, Chordata, Mammalia, Lagomorpha, Ochotonidae.